Hibiscus syriacus is the source of this 1918-nucleotide messenger RNA. Its product is annotated as AT-hook motif nuclear-localized protein 22-like. Gene Ontology annotation, molecular function: minor groove of adenine-thymine-rich DNA binding; DNA-binding transcription factor activity. Bases 456 to 1331 code for a protein of 291 amino acids. Gene Ontology annotation, cellular component: nucleus. Lineage: Eukaryota; Viridiplantae; Streptophyta; Magnoliopsida; Malvales; Malvaceae. Gene Ontology annotation, biological process: vegetative to reproductive phase transition of meristem. The record is from RefSeq and is a predicted model, not a curated record. The transcript has a single exon.
CUUUGACCACAACAGGCCUCAGAUCUAAACCCAUAAACUACCCCCCCCCUCUCUCUCUGCCAUUGUUGGCUACUCUCGUACCCUUUCUCUUCCAAACCCUUAACCAAAACUUAUCUUCUUUACAAGACAAGCUGACCACUUCCAUGAACUACCUAUGAACUCACAUGAAAACCAGUACAGAGAAGAUAGAUGGAUAGCCUGAUUCAGCUUAAAUUUUGGUGGUCGAUGCUUCAAAUCUCUUCUCUUUCCCUCUUUUGGUGAAACCUGUAGCUGUUCAAAGUACCCAGCAAACGGUAAAGAGUAAACCCCAAAGUUCUAACCCUGUAAGUGAAGGGAACAAGAAUAGAAACCCUACAGUUCUUUUUUUUCUUUUGAUCCAUCGAAAUUCAGCUGGUUCUUGUACGUGUUAGCAAGUUGUUGAUGAACAGGUUUGAACUUUGAAGGGAAGAACAGAAAUGGAUCCGAUAACAGCUCAUGGCCGCCAUCUUCCUUCUUUCCUCGCUAGAGAUCUUCAUCUAAACCCGCACCAUCAGUUCCAUCAUCACCACCAACAGCAACAGAAUUCCGAAGACGAACAAAACCGUGGCCAGAAACGAGAUCGAGAAGAAACAGCUACCGCUGAAACAACCGACACGGGUGGAGACAAGGUGUUGGCCGUUUCCGAAGCUGAAAACGCAAGAAGACCACGAGGCAGGCCCGCCGGUUCCAAGAACAAGCCUAAGCCGCCAAUAAUCAUAACCCGGGAUAGCGCCAAUGCUCUCCGGUCCCACGUUAUGGAAGUCGCCACCGGCUGUGAUAUUAUGGAGAGCGUUUCGACUUUCGCCAGGCGGAAACAAAGAGGGGUUUGCAUUUUGAGUGGGAGCGGAACCGUAACGAAUGUAAACUUGAAGCAACCUGGAGCUCCGGGUGCAGUGGUAAAUUUACAUGGAAGAUUCGAAAUUUUAUCACUUUCUGGGUCGUUUUUACCUCCUCCGGCACCAGCGGCUGCAUCAGGAUUGGCCAUAUAUUUAGCAGGUGGUCAAGGUCAAGUAGUCGGAGGGACCGCGAUGGGUCCACUCGUUGCUUCGGGUCCGGUGGUGAUUAUGGCAGCUUCUUUCGGUAAUGCGGCGUAUGAAAGACUUCCAUUGGAGGAAGAAGAACAGCCAGUGGAGCCUCCAAUUCCUGGAAGUGGAACCUUAGGGUCAUCGGGAAGCAUGGCUUCCCAACAACAACAGCCGCAACUACUGCAAGAUCCCAAUGGAUCUUUUGCUCAAGGAUUGCCACCAAAUCUUCUAAAUUCAGUCCAAAUGCCAGCUGAUGCCUACUGGGGCACAGGUCACACCCCUUAUUAACAAAAAAACACAGAAAAUUUCUUCUUUCUCCGCUUUGUUUGUUUUUUUAUCACUCUUUUAUAAAAUAGUUGAUGUUUAAGUGAAGUAUUAAAGAUUUUGAUCGCCAUGGCUUUAAUUUGAAGUAGUUUGAAGAAGAAUGUACAAAUUUCCUGGAUUAUCUCUCCCUUCCAGUUGAAUUUUUAUAAAGGUAGAAGCAUGGCAGUCAUUUCUCUCACUCUUUCUUGUCUCAGAAAUUUGUUUUAAAAGUAAUGAGUUGGAAGAAAGGCAAAGGAGAUGGGAGGUUAUGGGCUUAGGGUUUUGGUGUCUUUUUUUGUUUCUUGCUUUGAUAAUGGUUGGUUUCAUAAUGGAAUAAGCUUGUCCGGUUACACGUGCGCUGGUGCGUAUGAUAAAGAAGGAAGCUCCUUUUCGAGGUAACCAUUUCCUUGUAUAAUUUCCAUGUAAAAAAGCCAAGCCAACAACAUGAGUAAAGAAGCAUGCAGGACAAAUUGAGUCUGCUCCUCAUGCGUUAAAGUUUCAUCUUUCUCAACAACAAAAAAAUGUCACUGCCCACUAUACUUGUAAAGUGGCAUGGACUGAAUCAAUUACAG